Messenger RNA from Amphiprion ocellaris (clown anemonefish), 682 nucleotides. Its product is annotated as cytochrome c oxidase subunit 7A-related protein, mitochondrial-like. The record is from RefSeq and is a predicted model, not a curated record. Bases 289 to 612 code for a protein of 107 amino acids. The transcript is spliced from 3 exons. Gene Ontology annotation, biological process: mitochondrial respirasome assembly; mitochondrial electron transport, cytochrome c to oxygen; regulation of oxidative phosphorylation. NCBI's taxonomy places the organism in Eukaryota, Metazoa, Chordata, Actinopteri, Pomacentridae.
UAUCUUUAUCUCUAUCUCUGUUUCUCUCUAUCUCUCUAUUUCUAUAACUAUCUAUUUCUACAUAACUAUCUAUUUCUAUAUCUCUAUCUCUCUAUCUAUUUCUUUAUCUCUAUCUAUCACUAUCAAUCUCUAUCUAUCUCUAUCUCUAACUACCUAUUUCUAUAUCUCUAUCUCUCUCUCUAUCUCUCCUGUGUUUUACUUCAGGCCAUCCAGACAGCCGGUGUGAUGUCAUGACGCAGCGCCGUGCUGUCAGCGGUCCGACAGGUAACGUCCGCAGACCAGGUGAGGAUGAACGGACUGAGUGGAGGGAAGCUGAGACGCUCCGCGGCUCCUCAGGGUCUACGUCCAGGUGUUCCUCCUGUCAGUUCACCUGCCAUCUUUGUGACUUCGACCAAGCUGGGAUGUGAAGCAGGACGUCAGAUGGAGUACCUGGCAGCCAUCCGAGUCCCGGCGAUGCGGAGGCUCAUCCAGGUGUCGGACGGUGUCUCGGUCCACCUGAAGAAGGAUCUGAUAGACAAGCUGCUGUACCGGACCACAAUGGGGCUGAGGGUGGGGGGCGUGGUCUACUGCCUGGUGGCCCUCUAUGUCGCUGCUCAGCCCAGCAACAAGUGAUGUCGCCCUGCUGCUGUGCUCUGAUUGGACCAGAGGUUUCUGUGGAGAUGUUCACCAAGCUUUAUAGAAA